AUGGUGAGCAAAACAUUGUCUCUUUGUUUUCAACUGGGAGAGCCUAAAACAAUGGGCCAUUUCCAACACCAUCUAAGAGCACUAACACUGCAAAUGUUUACAAUCACAACAUCUAGGCUUAGUAACACGGACUGGGAAGUUCUGCACCCCUUUUAUAGCCAAAGUGUUGCGGUCCACUGUGGAAUAUCCUAUUCAUCACUCACCAAUCUGACACCCCACUCUCUUUUCUCCUGUCUCCCCUCCUCCUCAUUUCUUUAUAAAGCUAAUGAGACUGAAGCAGGGCACCUCUCUUCUCACACACAGAGAGAGAGCGAGAGAGAGAGCGAGAGAGAGAGCGAGAGAGAGAGCGAGAGAGAGAGCGAGAGAGAGAGAGAGAGAGAGCGCGAGAGACAGAGACAGAGACAGACAGACAGAACCAUUUUAGGUUCUAGAUAGCACCUCUAAGAGUGUACAUGUACAGUAUGUACAUAUGAAUGUCAGCGUGUGUGUCUGUGUGCAUGCCUGUGUUCGUGUGUGUGUGUGUGUGUGUGUGUGUAAAUGUUUAUGUAGCUAUGUUGAACUAUUUGUGUGGUUUCAAGUCGCUGUGGUUGUAAAUGAGUAUAAUGGCUGCAUAUGUCUGUGCUAUUAAUAUGUGUAAAAAAAAAAUCUGUGUUUGUCUGUGCAGGUGCAGGCCACAGAUGCAGACCAGGGGGAGAACGGCAGGGUUCUAUACAAGAUCCUCUCUGGUGAGUACAACUUCUCAGUCGCCAGGUGGAGAUACUUUUCACACUUGCUCUCAGCCCUCACCGCACACAAACAAGUAAACACAAAAGACUGUCAACAACAACCCUGCACGCUAAUCAUACCCUGCAUGCAUAAUCAUAACUGUUUAUUUGAAGGCAUACUGUAUUAGCCAUUUGAAAGCUCAAUGAUACAAGAUGCAGUAUCAAGUGGGUAACACUUGAGUUGGAUAGAUUCCAAUUACAAUGUUGGUGAUAUUCCAGUAUUAAUAUUUGAAUGUAUAUCAAUACCCUCAUGGCCAUCCUGCACUCGAUCACUCUUAACCCCCAGCUAACAUCUCUCUUUCCAUUUCUCCCUCUCUCACACCCCUCCUCCCCCCCCCCCCCCCCCCCCCCCCCCCCACCCCCACCCCACCCCACCUUCCCUUUCUCUCUAUCUGUGUGUGUGUCUCCCUAUCUCUCUCUCUGUCUGCAUUCGUAGGAAACAGUAAAAAUAUGUUCAGCAUCAAUGAGUCGUCAGGGCUCGUGACACGGGGCCAGACGGCUCUGGACAGAGAGAGCAGCAGCUCCCACGUGCUGGAGGUAGAGGCCUACAACAGAGACCAAGGCAGGAUGAGGAGCUCCAUACGGGUAAGUAGAGCAGGAGGGGUGAGGAGGAAAGAGAGGGAGAGGGGGACAGGGAAGGAGGGGAGACAGGGGAUGGAGAGGGGAUAGGACUGGAGGUGGAGGCCUACAACAGUGACCAGGGCAGGAUAAUGAGCUCCAUAUGAGUGAGUAGGGGAGGAUGAUACAGGGGAGGGUAGUGGGAGACUGGGGAGAGGACAGAGGAGGGGAAGGGAGAGAGGACAGAGGAGGGGAAGGGAGGGGACAGGGCUGGAGGUGAGGAGCUCCAUACGGGUGAGAAGUGAAAAGGGAGGGGGAGGAGAGGGGGGAGGGCAGGCGAAGGGAGAGGGGACAGGGCUAGAGGUGGAGGCCUACAAUAGAGACCAGGGCAGGAUGAGGAGCUCUGUACGGGUGAGGCGGGGAGAUGGGGGAGGGAGAGGGAGAGGGGAUGGAGAAAGAGGGAGGAGAGGAGGGAAGAGGGGACAUGGCAGGACAUAGAAGAUGAGACUGUUGGGGUUAUACAUGGGGGAGGAAAAAGGAGAGGAUAUGUGGCAGGAUUUAGAAAAUAACAUAAAGGAGAGGGUAGUGUAUUGGGAGAUGAGAGGGUGUGGGACAGGACAUAUUAGAGUAUACGGCUGGAGCAGAGUAUGGGACAAAAGGUAGAGGGCUGUAGGGGUAUAAGAUAGGGCAGUAGAGGGCACCUGUGAACUUGUGAGUAUUUGUCCAGUUAUACUUCUUUGACUCCCAGUGUCUCUGUCUUCCCCCUACAGGUGAUAGUGUAUGUGGAGGACGCCAACGACGAGCCACCAGUGUUCACCCAGCAGCAGUACAACCGCCUGGGCCUGAGGGAGACCGCUGGCAUUGGCACCUCUGUCAUCGUAGUCCGAGCCACCGACCCCGACACCGGUGGGUGUUGUAGUGUAACAAUACUGUAGUAGCCAUAAUCCUCUGUACAAGCUGGUGUUAUUGAUAAUAAAUAAAGUGUAAUGUACACUACCGGUCAAAAGUUUUAGAACAGGCGGCAGAGCCCACGGUAGAUCAGUGCAUACAGUACAGUUUGGACACACCUACUCAUUCAAGGAUUUUUCUUUAUUUUUACUAUUUUCUACAUUGUAGAAUAAUAGUGAAGUCAUCAAAACUAUGAAGUAACACAUAUGGAAUCAUGUAGUAACAAAAAAGUGUUAAACAAAUCAAUAUAUAUUUUAUAUUUGAGAUUCUUCAAAUAGCCACCCUUUGCCAUGAUGACAGCUUUGCACACUUUGCACACUUCUUCUUAUUGGUGUUCUUUAGUAGUGGUUUCUUUGCAGCAAUUUGACCAUGAAGGCCUGAUUCACACAGUCUCCUCUGAACAGUUGAUGUUAAGAUGUGUCUGUUACUUGAACUCUGUGAAGCAUUUAUUUGGGCUGCAAUUUCUGAGGCUGGUAACUCUAAUGAACUUAUCCUCUGCAGCAGAGGUAACUCUGGGUCUUCCAUUCAUGUGGCGGUCCUCAUGAGAGCCAGUUUCAUCAUAGCGCUUGAUGGUUUUCGCGACUGCACGUAAAGAAACUUUAAAAGUUCUUGAAAUGUUCCAUAUUGACUGACAUUCAUGUCUUAAAGUAAUGGACUGUCAUUUCUCUUUGCUUAUUUCAGCUGUUCUUGCCAUAAUAUGGACUCUGUAUUUUACCAAAUAAGGCUAUCUUCUGUAUACCCCCCCUACCUUGUCACAACACAACUGAUUGGCUAAAACACAUUAAGAAGGAAAUAAAUUCCACACAUUAACUUUUAAGAAGGCACAGCUGUUAAUUGAAAUGCAUUCCAGGUGACUACCUCAUGAAGCUGGUUGAGAGAAUGCCAAGAGUGUGCAAAGCUGUCAUCAAGGCAAAGGGUGGCUAUUUGAAGACUUUUUCCACAUUUUGUUAGGUUACAGCAUUAUUCUAAAAUUGAUUAAAAUGUUUUUUUCCCCUCAUCAAUCUGCACACAAUACCCCAUGAUGGCAAAGCAAAAACUGGAUUUUAGAAAAUGUUGCUAAUUUAUUAAAGAUUUUAAACUGAAAUAUCACAUUUACAUAAGUAUUCAAACCCUUUACUCAGUACUUUGUUGAAGCACCUUUGGCAGCAAUUACAGCCUCAAGUCUUCUUGGGUAUGACGCUACAAGCUUGGCAACCUGUAUUUGGGGAGUUCCUCCCAUUAUUCUCUGCAGAUCCUCUCAAACUCUGUCAGGUUGGAUGGGGAGCGUUGCUGCACAGCUAUUUUCAGAUCUCUCCAGAGAUGUUUGAUCGGGUUCAAGUCUGGGCUCUGGCUGGGCCACUCAAGGACAUUUAGAGAAUUGCCCCGAAGCCACUCCUGCAUUGUCUUGGCUAUGUGCUUAGGGUUGUUGUCCUGAGCGCUCUGGAGCAGGUUUUCAUCAAGGAUCUCUCUGUAAUUUUCUCCGUUCAUCUUUGCCUCUAUCCUGACUAGUCUCCCAGUCCCUGCCGCUGAAAAACAUCCCCACAGCAUGAUGCUGCCACCACCAUGCUUCACUGUAGGGAUGAUGCCAGGUUUCCUCCAGAAGUGACGCUUGGCAUUCAGACCAAAGAGUUCAGUCUUGGUUUCAUCAGACCAGAGAAUCUUGUUUCUCAUGGUCUGAGAGUCUUGAGGUGCCUUUUGGCAAACUCCAAGCGGGCUGUCAUGUGCCUUUUAUUGAGGAGUGACCUCCGUCUGGCCACUCUACCAUUAAGGCCUGAUUGGUGGAGUGCUGCAGAGAUGGUUGUCCUUCAGGAAGGUUCUCCCAUCUCCACAGAGGAACUCUAGAGCUCUGUCAGAGUGACCAUCGGGUUCAUGGUCACCUCCCUGAUCAAGGCCCUUCUCCCCCGAUUGCUCAGUUUGGCAUGGCGGCCAGGAAGAGUCUUGGUGGAUCCAGACUUCUUCCAUUUAAGAAUGAUGGAGGCCACUGUGUUCUUGGGGACCUUCAAUGCUGCAGACAUUUUCUGGUACCCUUACCCAGAUAUGUGCCUCAGCACAAUCCUGUCUCGGAGCUCUACGGACAAUUCCUUCGACCUCAUGGCCUGGUUUUUGCUCUGACAUGCACUGUUAACUGUGGGACCUUAUAUAGACAGGUGUAGAAACAUCUCAAGGAUGAUCAAUGGAAACAGCAUGCACCUGAGCUCAAUGUUGAGUCAGCAAAGGGUCUGAAUACUUAUGUAAAUAAGGUAUUUCUGUUUUUUAUUUUUAAUAAAUGUGGAAAAAUAUCUAAAGACCUGUUUUCACUUUGUCAUUUUGGGGUAUUGUGUGUGGAUAGCUGAGGAUUUUUAAUUUAUUUAAUCCACUUUAGAAUAAGGCUGUAACGUAACAAAAUGUGAAAAAUUUCAAGGGGUCUGAAUACUUUCCGAAUUCACUGAACAUACUAGUAUGUAUUGAUAAGGAGACACGACAACAUUAUGUCAGCUUCAGAACAUCUUUACUAAAAUAAAACGGAAUAUGCUGUACAGAGCAUUAUGGGUACUGUAGUACAUCAUGCUACAGGGGUGUCCCUCAAUAAGCCAAUGAAUUGUGGUGUUAGAGGGCUCUUCCCGCCUCCAUAGUUAUUGGUGUUUUAUGACUCUCACACAGCUUUUAUACUGAGUUGUAUUGUUCUGUCUGCCCCCGGUACUGAAACUGGCAUUUAGCUGAGCACCAUUAAUCUGAGUGGCAUUUAACCCUCUACUUCUGCUAUUCUGUGUGGGCUUCCUCUGUUCACUUCCCAUCCUGUAAUGUGUAGCAUAAACACUGUGUGGGAGGACUGUUGCUGUGAUGUUGACAGUCACCAAACACUGCAACUUUGGUCUACAUCACCUCUGAGGAUACAACGAUAUCCUGCCCACAUGUCAUGGAAAGUUGGAAAUGUCCCUUUGUUAAAGCAGAAUAAUGAUUUUGGGUUAUAUUGUGGUUGGACAUUUUAGAUAGGUAUGUGUAGGAACAAUUUCUGACUACAUACUCAGUUCUACACAAGAAAAAUACUUAAAGGCCCAGUGCAUUCAAAAACAUGAUUUUCCUGUGUUUUCUAUAUAUUUCCACUCUAUGAAGUUGGCAUAAUACUGUGAAAUUGUGAAAAUUAUGAUAAUGCCCUUUUAGUGUAAGAGCUGUUUGAAAAUACCCCCUGAAAUUUCAGCCUGGGUGGGAUGGAGUUUUGGCCUGCCUGGUGACAUCACCAGGUGGUAAAGUAGUUAAUAAACAAAUAAGAAAGAUAGCUCCAAACCUCUCUGCCAAUAACAGCUAGUUUUCAGUUUUUUGAGAAAUUGCUCUUGCUAAUAAGCUAUUUUUGUUUCUUUUUGAGCAUUUUAAUUGAAAACAAUCACAGUAAGGUACUUAAUUGUUACCCAGAAAUGAUUUGAUAUUGAGAUAAAAACGGCUGCAUUGCGCCUUAAAGAAAAAACAACUUUUGUUUGUUCACUUCUCUCGCUGUUUUGCAUCCCUUCUCCCAACCUCCUUCACUGUAUGCCUUUCCCUGCCUCUCCCUCUCCUCCAUCCAGGUGACGGCGGGGCGGUGGCCUACGCCAUCAUCUCCGGCUCCGACCGUAAGUUCGAUGUGGACGUGAGCACGGGCUUGGUGACCACUGUAGACUACCUAGACUACGAGACCAAGACCAGCUACCUGAUGAACGUGUCGGCUACUAACCAGGCGCCGCCGUUCCAUCGUGGCUUCUGCACGGUCUACGUGACCUUACUUAACGAGCUGGACGAGGCAGUGGCGUUCUUCUCGGCGGGCUACGAGGUGUCGCUCCAGGAGAACAUCGCCACGGGAACGGAGGUGGUGCAGGUACAGGCGCAGUCGGCGGACAACCUCAGCCAGCUGUCGUACCGCUUCGACCCGGACACGUCGCCAGCCGCCCUAACCCUCUUCAAGAUCGACAGUAUCACGGUGAGUCGGUGGACAGGAUGGGGUGUAACACUAUAUUAGCAUUUUUCACUCUUAGUGGACAGUAGGGUUAAGGUUAAUUCCAUUUAAAUUCAGGAAGUAACUACAAAUCGAAUUCCAAUUUUCCAUUGAAAAUAAUUAUUCCUGAAUUGACUGAAUUGAACCCCAACCCUGCUGGAUACUGUACACUGCUCAGAAUAGGAUUAUACUGUAUAUAUUUCAAACUAGGAUAAAUCAGGUUUGUUAAUGUGUUCUCCCUCUCUUUCUCCUUCUCCCUCCAUCUAUAUGUCCAUCCCCAGGGUUGUAUCACAGUCACAGGGCUGCUGGACAGAGAGAAUGGGGACCUCUACACCCUGACUGUAGUGGCUGACGAUGGGGGACCAAAAAAAGACUCCACUGUGGUACGGCAGUUACUUCUUUCUUUCUUUCUUUCUUUCUUUCUUUCUUCUUGUUUUGACAGUAGUUGCUUGUAAAUGUUUAUUCCCUGUUGUCAGAGAUGGACAGUAUUUAUCAUGGCUCAGGAGAAGACCCAGAUGCAGACAGUUUCGAAGUAACAAAAGUUUAUUAUAAAAACAGGGGGGCAAGAAAAAGACAGGUCAAGGGCAGGCAGAGGUUAGCAAUCCAGAACAAAAGUAGUCCAAAAGGUACAAAAGAGUCCAAAAGGUACAGAACGGCAGGCAGGCUCAGGGCAGGCAGAGGUCAGUAAUCCAAGGCGGUGUCACAAGGUACAGAACGGCUGGCAGGCUCAGGGUCAGGGCAGGCAGAAUGGUCAAAACGAGGAAAAAUAGAAAACAGGAACUAGCGCAAAACAGGAGUACGGGAAAACUGCUGGUAGGCUUGAUGAGACAAGACGAACUGGCAACAGACAGAGAACACAGGUAUAAAUACCCUGGGGAUAAUGAGGAAGAUGGGCGACACCUGGAGAGGGGUGGAGACAAGCAUAAAGACAGGUGAAACAGAUCAGGGAGUGACAGUAUUUAUGUUACAUGUAUUUGAAAUAUGUAUUUGAAUUACUUGAGUAUUUUUGUAUUUGUAUUUCACUUGCCUGAACUACAAUCCAAUGUGUUUUGUAACAAGAUACUUUUCAGACAUGUAAUAAAAAAAGUGGUUCACGAUUUUCAAAUAAAAUAAAAAUGUAUUUGUUGCAUGCGCCGAAUACAACAGGUGUAGACCUUACCAUGAAAUGCUGACUUACAAGCCCUUAACCAACAAUGCAGUUAAGAAAAUAUUUAGUAAAUAAACUAAAAGUUAAAAAUUAAAUAAAAAAAGUAACAUAAUAAAAUAACAAUAACCCUGCAUUGGUAUCAGAUGUCUGAUGUCACUAUGGUGUGAUAAGAGUGUCUGGUAAAUGACCAGAAUGUAAAUGUAAAAAUGAACACUAUUCUAAAGAGCUCUGCCCUCAAAACAAGGCCAAUAAUAAUACCCAGUGUGCUUUGCAAUUGUUUAUUUUUGGUCAUUUAGCAGACACUUUUAUCCAGAGUGACUUACAGUCAGUGCAUUCAACUAGGGUAGAUAAACAACAACAUAUCACAGCCAUAGCAAGUAAAACUUUUUUUUGUUACCUUUACUGAGAAUGUUGUUAUAGUGAAGGCAUGAAAAUACAACACUACCUAAAAUAACUGUAUUGUGAUUAAAUACAACACUUUGCAGAAGUAUUUUGUCUUUUGAGUAUUUUGUAAUUGUAACAAGAUAGUAUCUUUGCCCAUCUCUGCUAUUUUCAAUAAUAAACCAUACAACGAUAUUGUAAUCUAUUCAGUUAGUGACAAUUCUUGUUUUCACCUCGUUACUGCUAUCUCAUGGGGAAAUUGCAGAAGGUAUGUGUUGCUUUCCUUCUUCAGUCUGGAGUCCUGCCUUAAAGUUUUAAUUAAAAGCUUAAUUAAGUUUGUGAGUGUUUGUGUGUGUGUGUGUGUAUGUCACAAAUGUACUUAAAUUAUUUUUAAACAGCAUACCGUGUUUAUCAUAUUAAAUUCAAAAGGUAUGUAGCAUUCCAGCCCUCUUGUCAAUCCCUCAUUGGCUGUGUCUAUACAUGUGGCAGGUGUCAAUCACCAUACUGGAUGAGAAUGACAACAGUCCUGAGUUUGAUAUCACAUCUGAUUCGGCGGUGGAGAUUCCAGAGAACACGCCCAUCGGGAAGAGAGUGGCUGUGGUGCUGGGGCGCGACAAAGAUGCCGGGAAUAAUGGACUGGUGAGUGAGUGAGUGAGUGAGUGAGUGAGUGAGUGAGUGAGUGAGUGAGUGAGUGAGAGAGAGAGAGAGAGAGAGAGAGAGAGAGAGAGAGAGAUGCCCAAGCUAUCAAGCCUAGUUGAACUAUUUUCUGCUCUUCACCUGCUCUCUUUUUUCAACUCUGACUCCAUCCCCUCCUCUUUGUCUCUCUCUCUCUCUAAGGUGACCUUCAGUCUGGUGGCAGGAAAUAUGCAGGAUGUGUUUGAGAUCCGGACAGUGAACCACACCUAUGGAGAGAUCUACGUCAACUCCCCUCUGGACAGAGAGUCUGUUGACCGCUACCUGCUCAAGGUUAGACAUCUGGGUCACGUUCAUUAA
This is a messenger RNA of Coregonus sp. 'balchen', 8713 nucleotides long. The record is from the annotation of a GenBank genome assembly. Lineage: Eukaryota; Metazoa; Chordata; Actinopteri; Salmoniformes; Salmonidae.